Molecule: messenger RNA, 3771 nt
Organism: Olea europaea var. sylvestris
Lineage: Eukaryota; Viridiplantae; Streptophyta; Magnoliopsida; Lamiales; Oleaceae
Product: PH, RCC1 and FYVE domains-containing protein 1-like
Exons: 9
Coding region: 366-3590 (1074 amino acids)
Molecular function (GO): metal ion binding
Source: RefSeq, a predicted model, not a curated record
UUCGCAUCCAUUUCUGUUCAACUGCAAACAUUCUCCUAAACUUGGGUCACUUCCUCACACUUCUCUCUCUCUCUCUCCCCAAACCUAAUUCACAUUCCAAUUUGGUGGAAUUUUUUGUAAAUCUUCGGUGAAUCAGUAACAAUUUUGUUGGAUCAUUGCCAAAAUUAUCUGUAAAUCGAAGUUUGGGGCGAGUUUUUCCAAGAUCAGGUGAGAAAUUGGCUGGAGUUUUGUUUGAAGAUUUUAAUUUGGGGGCGAAGUUGAUGAUAGGCCAAAGGAUUCUGGAUUGGACUCAUCUAUGGAGACUAUGCGGAUGAUUGGGACAAGUAGGUUUAUCCGUUGGCUACCCGCGAUUUGUUUCAGAUGGAAUGGCAGAUCCUGCUAGUUAUGGAACCCCUGUCCGAGAUAUUGACCAGGCACUCAUUGCUUUAAAGAAAGGUACACAGCUAAUCAAGUAUAGUAGAAAGGGGAAGCCUAAGUUUUGCCCAUUCAGACUUUCUCCGGAUGAAACAACAUUAAUUUGGUACUCCCGUGGAGAAGAAAGGAAUCUGAAGUUAUCUUCUGUUUCACGGAUUAUUCCUGGGCAGAGAACUCCUGUUUUUAAAAGAUUUUUGCGCCCAGAGAAGGAAUACUUGUCAUUUUCACUUAUCUAUAAUAACGGCGAAAGAUCUCUUGAUCUGAUCUGCAAGGAUAAAUUUGAAUCGGAGGCUUGGCUUGCUGGCCUGAAAGCUUUAAUUUCAACUGGGCAACCUCGUAGCAGACGUGUUCAAAGUGACAUUUCCGACUUAUAUGGUAUUGGUGAUUUCCCUCAAGACAGCCGUCCAUUUGGUGCACCACUAGAAUUUACUCCUGGUCCUUACAGCAGUAGAAUUUCUGCUGAUUUUAACUCUAUUGAUUAUCCUUUGAAUAUUACAAGCUCAGAUGUGGGGUCUGAAUCUGCAAAUAUGCAAAUAAGAACGAGCAGUACAGAUGGUUUCCGAAUUAGUGUCUCGAGUGCUCCUAGUUGUUCUAGUCAAGGUUCUGGACCAGAUGACAUAGAAUCAUUAGGAGAUGUGUAUGUCUGGGGAGAGAUUUGGUCUGAUGGAGGACCGAUAGAUGGAAAUGGGUGUACAAUUCCCAUAAAAAAUGAAGCACUGACUCCUAGACCCUUGGAGUCAAAUGUAGUUCUUGAUGUGCUUCAAAUUUCUUGUGGCGUUCGGCAUGUUGCUCUUGUUACAAGACAAGGUGAGGUUUUCACAUGGGGAGAGGAAUGUGGAGGCAGACUUGGUCAUGGAAUAGAGAAGGAUUUCAGUCGUCCUCAACUCGUCGAAUUUUUAGCAGUUACGAAUGUUGAAUUUGUUGCAUGCGGCGAGUUUCAUACAUGUGCAGUCUCCACAUCUGGUGAUUUAUAUACCUGGGGUGACGGGAUCCAAAAUGCUGGACUUCUAGGGCAUGGCAAUAAUGUUAGCCACUGGUUACCAAAAAGAGUUUCUGGACCUCUAGAAGGCCAGCAAGUUUUAUCAAUUGCAUGUGGUGGCUGGCAUUCAGCAUUGGUAACUUCUACAGGAAGAUUAUUUACAUUUGGUGAUGGCUUGUUUGGAGCUUUAGGCCAUGGUGAUCGGGAAAGUGUUACAUGUCCCAGGGAGGUUCAAUCUUUGAACGGAUUAAAGACUAUUACUGUUGCCUGUGGGGUGUGGCAUACGGCUGCUAUUAUAGACGUUACAAACCAGUCGGGUUCAAAUGUUAUGUCUGGGAAGUUAUUCACCUGGGGUGAUGGUGAUAAAUAUCGUCUGGGACAUGGGAACAAGGAAACUUAUCUACUCCCAACCUGCGUGUCUGCUCUUAUUGAUUACAACGUCCACCAGCUAGCAUGUGGACACCAUAUAACUGUUGCCUUAACGACAUCUGGUCAUGUCUUUACUAUGGGUAGUAAUACAUAUGGUCAGCUCGGAAAUCCACAAUCUGAUGGAAGAUCACCUGCCCUGGUUCAGGAUAAAUUGGUCGGGGAGUUUGUCGAACAAAUAGCUUGUGGAGCACAUCACGUUGCUGUCCUCACUUCAAGAAGUGAAGUGUUUACCUGGGGAAGAGGUGCCAACGGAAGAUUGGGACAUGGAGAUUUGGAUGAUUGUGAUGUUCCAAAAUUGGUUGAAGCUCUAAAAGACAGGCAUAUAAAGAAUAUAGCAUGUGGAUCGAGCUACACAGCAAGUAUUUGCAUUCAUAAGUGGGUUUCUGGUGCAGAUCAAUCAGUUUGCACUGGUUGCAGGCAAGCAUUUGGUUUUACCCGAAAAAGACAUCACUGUUAUAACUGUGGAUUAGUCCAUUGUCAUGCUUGCAGUUCAAAAAAGGCACUUCGUGCAGCACUGGCUCCUACUCCCGGAAAACCACAUCGAGUGUGUGACCCUUGCUAUUUGAAACUUAAAAAGGCUGCAGAGCCUGGAAAAUUCGGGACUAUUAAUCGAAGAAUGAGUUCCCCUCAUCAUCCAAUAGAUUAUAGUAGCAGGGUAGACCGGGAAGACAGAAGGAGUUCCAGAAUUUUGCUCUCUCCAAAUAUGGAACCUGUCAAGUACCUUGAAAUUAAAUCUGGGAAGCCUGGAAACAAAUAUGAUUCUUAUUCCAUUGUGCGUGCUUCGCAAGUUCCAUCACUUCUACAGCUAAAAGAUAUUGCUUUCCCAAGUUCAUUUAGCGCCAUUCAGUAUGCAUUAAAUCCUGUUGCAACAUCAGCACCACAGCAUCUGAUGCCUCAGCGACAAUCUCAGUCCAACUCAAGACCUGCUUCACCAUACUCAAGAAGACCAAGUCCUCCACACUCUGCUGCCCCAGUGCUUUCGAGGGGUGUCAUUGAUAGUUUAAAGAAGACCAACGAUCUUUUGAACCAAGAAGUUUCCAAACUUCAAAACCAGGUUAAGAGUCUAAAGCAAAAAAGAGAGGUCCAAGACAUGGAAAUUCUGAAGUUGAAGAAGACUGCCCAAGAAGCUGCUUCAUUGGCUGCAGAAAGAUCUUCCAAAUGUAAAAUUGCAAUGCAAGCCAUCAAGACCAUCACAGUACAAUUAAAUGAAAUUACGGAUAAAAUGCCUCCGGAGAUUUGUGAGAGUGAAUCAUUUAAAGAGAUGCAUUCUCAAAUCGAAGCUUUUCUUGACACCAUUCAAACUCAAGCAUCUGAAGAUAGUUCGGCUAUGCCACCAGAGUCGACAUUGGAAGAUCACAAUGAUGCUGCACAGAUUCAGGACACGUCACAGAGUGUUGAUGGAACUCAACAGGAAAGCAGUGGAUCAUCUGUUUCUGACACAAAAGGUGUAAAUCAUCCAAGUACGGAAGGUGUCUCUGGGAUGCCUGAAGCUGCUAGAAGGGAGGGAAGAAAGGAAGUAAUUGAACAAUUUGAACCAGGUGUUUAUGUUACACUCAUUCUACUUGCAGAUGGAACCAAGAUAUUCAAGAGGGUUAGGUUCAGCAAGCGAAGGUUUGCCGAGCAGCAGGCAGAAGAAUGGUGGAGAGAAAACAAAGAUAGGCUGCUUAGAAAGUACAGUCCACCGCCAAGAGUAAAUAGUGUACAAGCAGAUGUAACUGCAGCUGAACCACCGGCUGAGGAAAAUAACUCAACUUCACAAUCUUCAUAGAACUGAUUAAUUUUGUUAGGUUUAUUUACUUUUUUUGAUGCAGGGAGGAAUUACUUAGCUAGGUAGAAUGUCUAGCCUGCAUUUAGAGUUCACAACCUUGUAGAACCAUCAUAUUUUCCUUUUCCUGCAUAUGAUUGAAUUUUUGUGGAAAAAGAUUUAGAAGGGAAUUAACUUUUAUUUA